CUGGUAAUGAUUGAGCACUCUGCACGGGAGGGUUAACGCUUUUUCUGUGUCAUUUGCAGUUAUACACAGAUGCUUUGGUUUUUUAAGGCUUGUGUAAAUCAGAUCAGUGUAAAGAAAAGAGCUGUGCGUGUUGCUGAGGUUGAUGCAGCUUCUUCCUUGCUGCUGUAAACUACGCCCUUAAAACAAACGACAGAUCCGGAAGAAGGAAGUUCUGCACCUGUUGCUGGUGCCUGCUAAUCUACCUUCCGACAUAGUCUGCGACCUGCUAUUAUUAUCAGUGUUUUUGUGAAGCCUCACCAUGGAGGAAGUUAAGGAUGAAGUAGUGUCAGAUGAGGGGCAGCAGGAGCAGAUCAGCUCCACUCCCACAGGACCGGAGGACACUGAGCCUGCUGUCCGCUCAGAGGACACUGAGGACCGGGCAGCAGAGGGCGGAGCGGCCCCCUCCAUCCCCCAGCAGGGUGUCAGCUCUGCGGUGUCACCGGUGGACCAGUUCAGGAUGAAGAAGUUCUUUGUACUGAGGCCUGGCACUCUGAAUCAGGCCAUCAAAGACGUCGAGUCUCUGGUGGAUAAAGAAGUGGAUGGAAGCGUUCAUGGCAUUUGGCUGAUGGCAGAGGUGGACCACUGGAACAACGAAAAGGAGCGUCUCGUCCUGGUCACAGACGGCACCCUCCUCAUCUUCAAGUACGACUUUGUCAUGUUCAAAUGUGAGCAAAUCCAGAAAAUCCCUCUGAACUUCGUGGACCGGAUCUGCCACGGCACCUUCAGCUUCCCCAAACACUCCAUCCUGCAGAGAGAGGGAGAGGGUGUGCGGGUCUUCUGGGACCGGCUGAGAGAGCCCUCCUUCACCUCCAGGUGGAACCCCUUCGCCAUUGACUUCCCCUUCAUCACCUUCACCUACCAUCCUGUGAGGAGCAUGAACGAUACGUUUGCUGCUCUCUGUGAUAUCCAGAGCUUCCGUGAGAAGCUCAAAGAUGCAGCGCAGAAAGUCCACGCCACGAAACCCAUUCCUGGGAAGGCUAACGGCGUCCUGGUGCUGAAUCAGAACAUCCAGAUCGAGGCCUACGUGGGCCUCAUGUCUUUCAUCGGGAACCAGAACAAGCUGGGUUACUGCAUGGCUCGAGGAAACGUCGGCUUCUGACUCCUGUUCUUUUCUAUCAUAGUUUUGUUGUUGUGCAGAUUCUUGAAUUUAUGUUCCUAAGUUUGUUUACAGAGUUCAGUGAAAUUGACCAAAGGUUUUUCCACAUCCAGGUCUGUGUCACAUUGCAGCCUGGAUUCUCAGGAUGUUGUGUGUGAGCUUUAAACAAGCGUGUGAUCUCCCCCGUUGCUUAUUACCAGUGUGUGGUGUCUGAGCACUCAGAAAUAUCCACAUUUCAACACUGCUCUUCACUGGAUGACGGAUCCCCCGCUGCUCUCAAGGAGCUUUGUAUUUGCUCCUCAGUGAUAUGGUAAUUCAACUCUUUCGCAAUGGGACUCCUUUCUUCCUCCCCCGUUCCUCUGUUAAAAGCUCAUUCCCAUGCCGCUCAGCCCCUCAGAGAUUCACUAGAGCGUGGGGGCACAUUUGUCAGUUUAGUUUUAUCACUGCUUGUGUAUUUUUACAGUGCGUACAGUGUUGGAAUUUCCCCUUGAUUUGUGUGUUUACUGCGUGUCACUUUGCCGUGUUUUGGUAUCGUCUGUUUGUCUUGUGAGCCUGUCACAGACGAGGAACUAAACCCUCAAAUAUUUGGAUGUCUUUUCUUUUUGAGCAGCAUGAAAUAUGCAGAGUUUCCAUGCAGAUUCCUAUAAACACUUUUAGUGUAGUGCACUUUAUCAAACCCUGGCAUCAUAAAUAAUAUCAAUAAGACCUGAUAUUUAGUAAAAUUGAAACAAAUUAAAAGUUAUUCCUAAAAGGGAAGCACAAGGUUAAAUAUUUGCAGAUAAGCCCAUAUUUUCAUACUCAUUUUGGCCGAUACAGUCCGAUCCAAGUCCAUCAUUAUCCUGCAGAUGCCUGCUUCUUUACCACACUUAAAGCUAGGGUUGGUAGUCUCAGAAAACCAGCAUGAAUUUGAAUGUAGCUUUUCCUCAUGACUCCGUCUAACCCCUCCCCUCCUCCCUCAAAGCUCCUCCAAAACGACGCCCCCCCGCUCACAUGCACGAGCGCCGCUGAUUCUCAACCAUAUGAUGGUGACUGAUUCAAAACCGGUCGUCACCAAAACAUUCUCAUAGUGAAAGUUAAAAACACAAACAAACAUGGCUGCUGUUAGCACUCACAACUGUCAUGCUAGCAUUAUCCAGUUGUACUGGUGACACGAUAUCAGGAGAAAAGUUAUAACACAUAUAUAAUACUGUAACAGCUCUACUGUUUGUUAACAUGUUCAGUGUAGAUGUUCUUAAUUCCUACAGUGUUGACAGUCAGUGAAGGCAUCAGGAGAGGUGUAGAGUGUGCGAGUGGGAGAGAGGAGAGACAAGAGGAGAAGUUCUUCAUUCAUUCAAACAUUGAUUGUUGUUUUGUUGGUUGGCGUGAUCACGGCCGACAGUGACCGGUUAUUAAAACUCAACGUGUUCACGAAUCGGCUCGUCAUCCCUACAGCGUCCGAACGGACGCUACAAUACAUAUAUAUUUUCUGUAGGACUUACUGAACGUCAUUAAUUAUUCUGCUUGUUGGUGAGAGCUUUUUAGACUCUGAUCCGGACUACAGUCCUGAGCAAAGCACCUCAUCGGGUCAGAGGGGACAGGCCCGAGGACGAGCGAGAGGGGCAGUAAAUAGAGUCAGGGGAAGCAGAGGCAGGAGACGGGGACUCGGAGGAGUGCACGCCGGGGAAAUGUACGCGCAGGAGGAGGGCAGAACGGCUGGACGGGAUUUGAUUGGUUUAAAAUUUGGGGAGCCAAAAAACGGUGAUUGGUUGGUGUUUUCCCAGGUUUACUCCGGCUGUAGAUAGCAGCUUUUUUUCACUCUUUUUUACGAACACAUUAUGUAUUGAUUACCAUCAGGACAUAAAGAUCAUUUUAACCAGUAUGAGAAAAAGUGUAUCUAAAUCUGAUUACCAACCCCAGCUUUAAAGGUGGGUCACCAAGCGCAAAACAUUCACUUGUGUUUUUGUUGAGCUCCCUUAUCUUUGGUUGGUGGCUGCUGUAUUUCUUAGCAUUGUUGAAUGACUGAAGUAGAGGCUGCUGACACGCUUGGGCUGGAGCUGACACUUUUCUAAUGUCACUUUUCACAAAGGAACUCUUGGUGUUGUUCAGGAUGACACUUCAUGAGAUGCUCAGUUAAACUGGUGUUAAGUGAGUGUAGUUUCACUCCUCCUCCCCUCACCUGUGCUUCACAACAACUGCAAAUAGCUGUUUUGCUGCAUGUUGCGGACAAUAGGAGAUCCUUCCAUCCAGCCAACAUGUUGAAGCUCAUUGUUUGUGCACAUCAGCUGUAAUCGAGUGCACAUAAUUAAUGUGUCGCCUUAUUGGCCGUACAUAUUGGCAUACAUUUUCAUAUCUGUCAUACUGGUUAUUAUUAACUUUGUAAUCUUAACAAACAAACACAAUUCAAAAAAAGACUUCAAGUCGUAGGGAAAUCUCAGUCCUGCACAGAAAUAAUAUCUGAAAUAUUUAAAAUGAUAACAGACAGUGAGUUAGAACAUUUGAGUAUGUUGACUGUAUAUUGCCAAAAUAUAACAAAAAUUCUAAAACCAAAACAAGAUUAUAUUUUUUAUGAAAAGUAUCAGAUCACAGCUUCAAAGGGGAAAUUGUAUUUUGGUUUGUUUUGUUAUGUUUUGUUAUUUAAUUUUAGGAGAGCAUGUUAAAGGGAUGCACCGCUGCAGACGGGGUCACAGAAACAUGUACUUAAUGCACUAAAAAAGUCCAACAUACAGUAUGAAACAACAUUGUAGUUUAAGUGUAAGCUAUGUUUUUAGACAUCGUCACAGCUUUACACUGAUGUAAACCAACUAUUUGAUUGGGACUGUCCCUGAGUAUCUCUGCAUGCAGCUUGUAAGAUCAGCUGAUUGGUUGGAGCUUAUUAGAAAUUACUGCAAAUAGAAAUAAAUACAUCAUUAUUGACCGACAUAUAUAGCUGUUACCAGUGAGAUCCAGAUUUUUUCCAGGUUAGUAGAAGAAAACAAACCUUGUAUAUGCCAAAGAAUAAAAAGAUGACAUAUACUGCUUACAAGUUUUUAACUGAGCCCUACUUUAUCUGAUAGUUUGUUGUUUCCCAUGCUGUUCAUGUUGAGACAGAAGCUCUGUUUUAUUUGAAUUUUGUAUGUCAUGCAAAUGAGGCAGUUUGUUCUCUAUUAAAUUUUUCAGAAUUGG
Notolabrus celidotus (New Zealand spotty) is the source of this 4276-nucleotide messenger RNA. RefSeq names its product tumor protein p63 regulated 1 (gene tprg1). The transcript has 6 exons. NCBI's taxonomy places the organism in Eukaryota, Metazoa, Chordata, Actinopteri, Labriformes, Labridae. Gene Ontology annotation, cellular component: cytoplasm. The record is from RefSeq and is a predicted model, not a curated record. The coding region runs from base 299 to 1138 and encodes 279 amino acids.